UUUUUUUUGUUAGGGGGGGGGGGGGGUCCACAUCUCUUCAUCUUCUCACCGUCGCUUCUCCGUUUUGUUGUAAUUUCUUGUUAUUGUUUCUCACGUGAUGCCCGCUGCUUCGCAGAGAAGCCCGCGGAUGCCGAGUUAGGAGAUAAAAACAGAAGGCAAAUGCUCUGUCGGGGAAUAACAGAAACAACUACGCACGCUUGCGUCCCUCGUUGAGCGCUGAACGGAGCCGCACCAUGGAUCUGUCGUUCAUGGCCGCGCAGAUCCCGGUCAUGACGGGAGCCUUCAUGGACUCCUCGCCCAUUGACGACUACAGCGGCGAGCACUCGCUCUUCAACUCCUCGGCCAGCGUCCACGCCGCUGCCUGUGCCGGCUCGGUGCACGGCCAGCAGGAUGAGUCGCAGUCCAUGUCUAGCGACGCCAUCUGGCUCUGGAUCGCCAUCAUCGCCACCAUCGGGAACAUUGUGGUGGUUGGGAUCGUCUACGCCUGCACUUUCUGAUGAACACACACACGCACACACACACACACACACACACACACACACGCACACACACACGCACACACAUCCUGAGCUUUGUGGAACUGUGUAGACAGACUGUCUCUCUCUCUCUCUCUCUCCCCCUGUGUCUCUCGCCCCCUUGCACUUGGAUCAUUUUUAGCCCCUAAUGGUGUAGAAGUUGUGAUGCCAGACAAUGAAACAUUGACUGCUAUACUUCUUCCUCGCGGGGAUCGUUUUUUGGAUAAUUCAACUGGCAGUUUGAAAGGUAGCGUUUGUGUUCAACGGCUCUUUAGUUAAAAACAGAAGCGUCAGACCUGCACUCUGUACCAAGAAUAAAAAAACAUCUUUUUUUCUUUUCGGCUAAGUUUGUUUCCAUGUUUCUCCUUUGACAAGACUCUCAUUAUCAUGCAGAGAUGAGGAUGGAGGUUAAAUGGGGCUUGAGAUUCAGGUUGAUCCAGGACAUCUUAACCAUCCACCAGAUAGCUGCUUGGCAAUUCAGGGCAGUGCUGUUUAAUUAUGCGGCUGAACAGAGAUGGUUUUAAAACAUUUAUAAUGUGGCGGUAUUAUUCUCAUGCCAGGCAGUCCUGAGGCCCUGAACGCUGGAGCUCAUUGAGGGACUAUUUUGUGGACGAAACACGGCGUGGACACCGAUCAUCAGUGUAUGUAGCAUUAAACAAUAUCACUGACCGGAAACGAAAAAUAAUCUGGUUAAAAAUCUCAUAAAAAUGGUUUCAGCCAUGUUAAUUCAUUUAUAUGCAAUGGGUGACGUUUUGAUUAAGUAAGUGGUGUAAAACUAAGUUAACCCCUUUAAAGUGGAUGUUCUUAUUGUCAAAUACUUAUAGUAAUCUUCACAUGAAUUCUAAGAUAAUCAGAUUGUAUUGUUAUCGUCUGUUGAGUUGUUUAGAAAUUGUUUACAGAUGUUGACAAAGUACAAUCCAAAACACAAAUUGAAUUGCAAGAUUACAUCUUUACUGACUGCACCUAACUGUUUUUCUCAAAGUACAGCUUGUAAAAGUAUUUCUUAUCACUCAGAAUUAAUGCUGUCAACAGGGCAGGGCAGAUUGGUAAAUUGGUAAAUGUAUGUCUUCAAAAGUAAUUUAACACUUGCCACAUCUGUAGUGAACUUUGUGAUAAAUAUAUGCCAAUGUCAAGAGGAAGAGGAUGCCUCAUUUUGAAAUGAUAUGUAGUCAUAUACCCAUUUCUACAUUUGUCACUGUUUAGUAAAUUAGGUUUGUCUCACUAGGGAUUCUGGAGGCGGGCGUCUCCAUGGCAACUAAUCCUUGUUCUAAUUGGAUGCAAGAACAUUACUCUGAGACUCAAGAAUCAAACUGCAGCCACUAAUGCAAUCUGUGCUCUUUAUGAUGGUCAUUAUACAAAUUGCUUGGUUGAAAAUCACAGCAAACUUUGCACUGACUUUACACAAAUAUGACAACUGGAAAGCAUUGUUGUUUAUUUCUUGUGCUUAUUGUUGUGGUUGUUUUAAAUGCAAGCUACCGUAGGACAAUGUUCUUGUUUUUCUGAAUGUGAAGUCAGUGAAUAAUUUUAUUUUUGAUUGACACACUGACUGAUCUAUAUAUUCAGACAAAGAGAGAGAAAGACAAAGACGGUAGUCCUUUUUCAGCAAACCUAUUUCCUCCUGUGGUUUAUGAGUUAAGCUAUCCUUACGCUUUAGGUCAAAAUAUAUAAACCUGUCUCGUAAACACAAUACUAUACAUGUUUAAAUGUCCGUACACUGCGGACUACAAUACUAGCUAACUGUAUCAAAUGUACCAAUGUAGUCUUAUUAUGACGUUGGCAAUGUUCAAGGGACUUUUCAAGCCAGUUAUUUUUAAUAAAUGUUUGAUGUAGAAA
Molecule: messenger RNA, 2348 nt
Organism: Gasterosteus aculeatus aculeatus (three-spined stickleback)
Lineage: Eukaryota; Metazoa; Chordata; Actinopteri; Perciformes; Gasterosteidae
Source: RefSeq, a predicted model, not a curated record